This is a messenger RNA of Penicillium riverlandense, 888 nucleotides long. RefSeq lists its product as uncharacterized. The transcript is spliced from 3 exons. The record is from RefSeq and is a predicted model, not a curated record. Bases 1 to 888 code for a protein of 295 amino acids. Lineage: Eukaryota; Fungi; Ascomycota; Eurotiomycetes; Eurotiales; Aspergillaceae.
AUGGCUGACCGCUCGCCAGCGGGCAAGGAGUUGGCGGUUCCACCUCGCGGCGACCCAGACCGGAGGCGAGUACUCGGCGUUCUAGCACAACGGAGAUAUCGCGAUCGCAAGAAACUAUCGCGAACGGCAAGGCGAGACUUCCCAAGUGUCACUGGCGCAUCUGCGCAGCAAGUUCAUCUAGAGACACCCAGAGGUGGCGGCGACGCUCCACUUGCAAGUGACAGCCUUCAAGCACGCACCUCCGUAUCCGGCGAUGCCCGUAACGUAGAUGAAUCGUCGUUGACUUGGACUGCCGGAGAAGAUGGCCUAAGCUCUGAUAUGAUGUUCGAUAGCGCUCUCUCAGGAGAGCUGCAGGACCUGCUAACAGAGACUUUUGAAUUUCCCGACGACAGAACCCUUGAAGUACCUGCUCUCAAAGUCAUGCGAGCCGCCGUCGAUGUGGCCACGAGACUCAACUGCCUACCAUUACUGUGGAAUCCAGCUUCAAUCCACAUCGUUGGCCCUACAGCUCCGUCGUCCUUUCCUCUACCCCAGCACUUCUUUCCCGUAUCUGCGCAGCUCACAAUCCCUCACCAUCCGCUGUUCGACAUAUUACCCUGGCCGACUGUCCGGACAAAGUUCAUCAAUGCUUUUGCGUUGCCAUCCGAGUUACGACCACCAUCUGCGAGAGACCCUCUUGCCCUUAUGCAUCUAGUGUACGAUAUGGAUGAUGAGAGGGAGGGAUGUCGGAUUUCCGGCUGUGAUGGGAUGGACGUGGCGGGCUGGGAAAUUGGGCAAAGGGUGUUUGAUAACUGGUGGUGGGCUUUGGAUCGUGAUGUACUUGCGCAGUCUAACCGUCUGCGAUACGCAAGAGGCGCGAGGUGUUUGACUUUGGGAUCAUCUGACUAG